AUCACUUGCAAAAAAAGGCGUGCUACGCCAAUGUUCGAAUGUCCCUGUAGUGCCACGCAGUCAUACGAGACAGAUCAGCAGACUUGAUACUGUGCAGGUGCAAUAUGUUGAUUAGUCUAAAGUGAUUAAGAAAGAUUAGAUUUCGUUAUAUCGUAUUAGUGAUAUUAAUACUAAGAAGUAUCACCAAGUGUGUGAGCGGAAUACGCCCAAGAAACGCCUCUAUUGCGAUAAGAGCAGUCGGUUUUAGCAAUCGGCAAUUGUAGCAGUGUUACGCUAGCUCUGAAUAAAACUUGCUGUGCAUAAAAUUAUUCUUAUUUAACAACCAUGGCAUUGCCAUUACCAUCAGCAUUGGAAACCUUGUUUAAAUUUAUAGAUGAUAAUAAGCAGGAAUAUAUAAAUAAUUUAAGAGAAGCAGUAGCUAUUAAAUCUGUAUCAGCAUGGCCGGAUCACAGAAAUGAGAUAGUGAAAAUGAUGAAAUGGGCGGAAACAAAAUUGAAAAAUCUUGGUGCAACCACAGAAUUGGUUGACGUAGGAAAACAAGCUUUGCCUAAUGGUAGUGAAAUUCCACUGCCUCCUGUGUUGCUUGGAAGCCUUGGAUCUGAUCUUAAGAAGAAAACUGUACUUUUAUAUGGACAUCUGGAUGUGCAGCCUGCAUUAAAGGAAGAUGGCUGGGAUACUGAACCUUUCACUCUUACUGAAAAAGAUGGAAAACUUUAUGGCCGAGGCAGUACUGAUGAUAAAGGUCCAGUUCUUUGUUGGAUACAUGCGUUGCAAGCUUAUAAAGCAACUGGGAUUGAUAUUCCUGUUAAUCUCAAGUUUGUCUUUGAAGGAAUGGAAGAAAGUGGAAGCGAGGGUUUAGAUGAGCUCCUUUGGGCAAAGAAAGAUAGCUUUUUAAAGAAUGUAGAUUAUGUCUGCAUAUCUGACAAUUACUGGCUGGGUACUAAAACACCGUGUAUUACUUAUGGUUUGCGAGGUAUCUGCUAUUUUACAGUAGAAGUUACUUGCGCUGUCAAGGACUUACAUAGUGGUACCUUUGGUGGAUGUGUGCAUGAAGCCAUGGCGGAUCUUAUUUACUUAAUGAAUACCUUGGUCGAUGUUAAUGGCCAAAUCUUGGUGGAUGGUCUUUAUGAGAAGGUGGCUAAAGUGACAGACGUCGAAUUAGCCUCUUAUAAGAAAAUAGAUUUUGAUGUGGAUGAAUUUAAAAAUACAAUUGGAGCUCAGCAAUUGGCGCAUAAAGAAGAUAAGAUUCAACUUUUAAUGCAUCGCUGGAGACAACCUAGCUUGUCUCUUCAUGGGAUAGAGGGUGCUUUCAGUGAACCAGGAGCGAAAACGGUCAUUCCUAGGAAAGUUAUUGGUAAAUUCUCAAUUAGGAUAGUGCCUCAUAUGACUCCGGAUGAGACAACUAAAAAAGUGAUUGCACACAUAAAUAAGAAAUGGCAAGCCAGAGGUAGUCCGAAUAUCAUGAAUGUCAGCAUGUUCCACGGUGGUAAACCGUGGUCUGAGAAUCCCGACCAUCCAAAUUAUAUAGCCGGUCGAAAAGCUACUCAACAUGUUUAUAAAGUAGAGCCCGAUCUUUCUCGCGAAGGCGGAUCGAUUCCAGUUACCCUGACAUUCCAGGAAGUUACUGGCAAAAACGUAUUACUUUUACCAGUUGGACAAGGCGACGACGGUGCGCAUUCUCAAAAUGAAAAAUUGAACAUACAUAACUACAUCCAAGGGACGAAAUUACUUGGGGCUUAUCUAUACGAGGUAGCUCAGGUAUAAAUACUUUUUCUUGUGCGUUUGUAUUGUAUGGAUUGUGACAGACUUACGUUAUAUUCCAUUCUUUGGUCUUAAAAAUUAUUUUUAAACAACACAUUAUAUUUCGUUUUUACGUUUUCAUAUAUUUAGUAUCAAUAUUUAGUAUC
Linepithema humile (Argentine ant) is the source of this 1907-nucleotide messenger RNA. RefSeq names its product Cytosolic non-specific dipeptidase 2 (gene Cndp2). Gene Ontology annotation, biological process: proteolysis. NCBI's taxonomy places the organism in Eukaryota, Metazoa, Arthropoda, Insecta, Hymenoptera, Formicidae. The record is from RefSeq and is a predicted model, not a curated record. Gene Ontology annotation, molecular function: metallodipeptidase activity.